AUGCCACCAACGAUCCCAGCCCGCUGGAUGCCAUCCGCGAACAGACCAGCAAGAUCGAAGACUGGCUCGACACCUUGUCGCAUCCCGUCAAGCCCUNACAUCCCUGCCAUUGGCCGCUUCCUCAUCGUCGUGACCUUCCUCGAGGAUGCCCUGCGCAUCAUCACCCAAUGGAGCGACCAGCUCACCUACCUGCACGACUACAGACACAGUAUGUUGUUCUGUCGCCUCGCCCGAGAGUCCCAACUAACACGCUACCACCAGNUCCCCUCUGGCCUCACCCACCUGUUCCUCAUCGCCAACGUCAUCGCCAUGAGCGUCUCGUCCUUCAUGAUCAUCGUCCGCAAGCACAGCGAAUACGCCGUCAUGGGUCUCUUCGGCGUCGUCGUCACCCAAGCCCUCGGCUACGGCCUCAUCUUCGACCUCAACUUCUUCCUGCGUAACCUGUCGGUCAUGGGUGGUCUAUUGAUGGUCCUGUCCGACAGCUGGGUGCGCAAGCGCUUCGCCCCCGCCGGUCUCCCCACUCUUGACGAAAAGGACCGCAAGAUGUACUUCCAGCUUGCCGGACGCGUCUUGCUCAUCUUCCUCUUUGUUGGCUUCGUCUUCGCUGGCGAGUGGAGCUUUGGAAGGGUUGUUGUCAUCUUGCUGGGUGCGGUUGCUUGUGUCAUGGUCGUUGUUGGCUUCAAGGCAAAGUGGAGUGCCGUCAUGCUUGUCGUCAUUCUCAGUGUCUUUAACCUGCUCGUCAACAACUUCUGGACUGUAAGUUCUCUUCUGUUUGCAUUCUUUGGAUCGAAGCUAACUUUUCCCAACAGCNUGCACCACAACCACCCCCACAAGGACUUCGCUAAGUACGAUUUCUUCCAAAUCCUCUCGAUUGUCGGUGGUCUUCUUCUCUUGGUCAACAUGGGCCCCGGCCAAUUCAGUGUCGACGAGAAGAAGAAGGUUUACUAG
Messenger RNA from Aureobasidium uvarum, 948 nucleotides. The record is from the annotation of a GenBank genome assembly. Lineage: Eukaryota; Fungi; Ascomycota; Dothideomycetes; Dothideales; Saccotheciaceae.